Molecule: messenger RNA, 1503 nt
Organism: Mercurialis annua (annual mercury)
Lineage: Eukaryota; Viridiplantae; Streptophyta; Magnoliopsida; Malpighiales; Euphorbiaceae
Product: DNA repair protein RAD51 homolog 3
Exons: 9
Coding region: 142-1182 (346 amino acids)
Biological process (GO): DNA repair; meiotic DNA recombinase assembly; reciprocal meiotic recombination
Cellular component (GO): Rad51B-Rad51C-Rad51D-XRCC2 complex; Rad51C-XRCC3 complex; replication fork
Molecular function (GO): crossover junction DNA endonuclease activity; ATP-dependent DNA damage sensor activity; four-way junction DNA binding
Source: RefSeq, a predicted model, not a curated record
AUUAACCGGGUAAUAUAACCUUCCGCAAAAGUGGAUUGCGCGCCAAAAUCAUCUUGGCAAAACUGUACCAAUCUCACAAAAUCUCCAAAACAACGCACUCAAUCCGCCAGCGUCGGAGCAGAAGAAAAGAAUUGCUUACAAAUGGAAGUGAAGACCUUACCGUUGUCAUCGAGCCAAAGAGGAAAGCUAAUAAACGCUGGCUAUACUUCUCUCGCUUCACUCUCCUCCGUCUCCUCCUCAGAUCUCGCUCGCAAAUUGAAUAUUUCGGAUAGUGAAGCUCUUGAAAUACUGAAGGUUGCAUCACAUAGCAGUAGGUUGUACGAGGAAGGCGGAAGCCAUGCCGUAAUCAAUGGUGCACAGAAUGCGUGGGAUAUGCUUCACGAGGAGUCGUCUUUGACGCGCAUCACUACAUCGUGUGCUGAUCUAGAUAACAUACUUGGUGGAGGAAUAAGUUGUAAAGAAGUUACUGAAAUUGGUGGCGUACCAGGUAUCGGUAAAACACAGCUUGGGAUACAACUUGCAGUCAAUGUUCAGAUUCCACUCCACUGUGGUGGUUUAGGUGGAAAGGCAAUUUACAUAGAUACAGAAGGUAGUUUUAUGGUGGAGCGUGCUCUACAGGUCGCUGAAGCAAGUAUAGAAGACAUGUUGGAAUAUAGUAGAUUUUUGCGCAAGGAUUUGCAAACUUGUCAACUUGAAAUGCAAAGCAAGGAUAUCCUGAGAAAUAUAUAUUAUUUCCGUGUCUGCAGUUAUACGGAGCAAAUUGCUCUGGUUCAUUACUUAGAAAAGUUUGUUUCAGAGCACAAAGAGGUGAAGAUUGUAAUUAUUGAUAGCAUUACUUUUCACUUCCGGCAAGAUUUUGACGACUCAGCCCUCAGAACACGAGUACUCAAUGGAAUGGCCUUAAAGUUGAUGAACAUUGCAAAGAGCUUUAGCCUAGCGGUAGUUUUGUUGAACCAAGUAACAACAAAGCACACAGAAGGUUCCUUUCAAUUAGGUCUAGCGCUAGGUGAGAGCUGGUCACAUUCAUGCACAAACCGGCUGAUUUUGUACUGGAACGGGAAUGAACGAUAUGCAUACAUUGACAAGUCACCUUCUCUUAGAUCGGCAACAGCUCCCUAUACUGUGACCAAAGGAGGGAUUCGAAAUUCUACGUCAAAUUCUAAACGUGUUAAAAUGAUGUAAAUACGAUUGAGCGAGCUUGGCUGGACGUUGGAGAAGGUUAGUGAUUACUUUUAAGCUCUCCUACACUACAAUGCCUAUGCAUCGUUUGCUCUCAUGAGAUAAACUGUGUUGCCCAGUUCAUUUUGCUUUUUGAAUCACAUUAUUAAGUGUGCAAAUAAUACGAUGAGUUUGCUAUGAUAUUUGCUCUUCGUUAAUCAACAAGCAGAUUUUAUACUCUUAAGUUAAAUUAUGUGAGGAUGUAAUUUUACUAAUCUAUAAUAUAUUGUUAAUAGUGCGAUCUACCUAAUCAAAAGUCCAGUUCAAAGGGUGGGACGAAAGUCA